Molecule: messenger RNA, 811 nt
Organism: Rhinichthys klamathensis goyatoka
Lineage: Eukaryota; Metazoa; Chordata; Actinopteri; Cypriniformes; Leuciscidae
Exons: 1
Coding region: 1-759 (252 amino acids)
Biological process (GO): negative regulation of transcription by RNA polymerase II; regulation of cytokine production; regulation of immune system process
Source: RefSeq, a predicted model, not a curated record
AUGCUGAAGAAUGAGGAGAGUGAAGAGGAGGAAAAAACUCACUCACAGACUGAAAGCAUUUCUUUAUUGAAAAGAAGAGGUAAGAAAUAUAUCACCUGCCGUCAGUGUGGAAAGAAUUUCAAACACACAAGGACUUUUUUGGUUCACAUGAGGAUCCACACUGGAGAGAAACCGUUCUUAUGUGAUCAGUGUGGGAAGAGUUUUAGACAACAGGUUGAAUUUAAGCAACACAUGAACAUCCACACUGGAGAGAAACUGCAUGAAUGUGAUCAAUGUGGAAAAACAUUUUUGAGGGCUUCAAACUUGAAGAAUCACCUCUCAGUUCAUUCACAGGAGAAACCACAUUCAUGUUCUUUGUGUGGAAAGAGUUUUUCACUUCUGCAGAAUUUAAAAGUUCAUCAGAAAAGACAUACUGGUGUAAAAGUUCAUGUGUGCUUUGUGUGUGGGAAAAGUUUUCUUACAAAUUCAUGUUUGAAACGGCACCAGAGAAUUCACACUGAAGAGAAACCUUACAAGUGUUCACACUGCGACAAGAGAUUCAAUCGGUCAGGAACCUUGAAAUCACAUGAGAGGAUCCACACUGGAGAGAAACCUUAUAAGUGUUCACACUGCGAUAAGAGAUUCAAUUGGUCAGAAUCACUGAAAACACACGAGAGGAUCCACACUGGAGAGAAACCGUAUCACUGCACUCCUUGUGGAAAGAGUUUCACUCAAUUAUCUUCUUUACGCAGUCAUAUAAAAUACAAUCACAGCAAGUAGAUCAUCUUCAGAUCCAGCACUUUCAGGUCUAAUGCUGUGUCCUCACCAAACG